AUGGUCAACUCCUGUUGUGGCUCUGUGUGCUCUGACCAGGGCUGUGGCCUAGAGAACUGCUGCCGUCCCAGCUGCUGCCAGACCACCUGCUGCAGGACCACCUGCUGCCGCCCCAGCUGCUGUGUGUCCAGCUGCUGCAGACCGCAGUGCUGCCAGUCUGUGUGCUGCCAGCCCACCUGUUGCAGCCCCAGCUGCUGCCAGACCACCUGCUGCAGGACCACCUGCUGCCGUCCCAGCUGCUGUGUGUCCAGCUGCUUCAGACCCCAGUGCUGCCAGACUACCUGCUGCAGGACCACCUGCUGCCGCCCCAGCUGCUGUGUGUCCAGCUGCUGCAGGCCCCAGUGCUGCCAGUCUGUGUGCUGCCAGCCCACCUGCUGCCGCCCCAGCUGCUGCCGGACCACCUGCUGCAGGACCACCUGCUACCGCCCCAGCUGCUGUGUGUCCACCUGCUGCCGCCCAACCUGCUCUAGUGGCUCUUGCUGCUGAUGCCCUCACCUACACUCACCUGCCUU
Pan troglodytes (chimpanzee) is the source of this 512-nucleotide messenger RNA. RefSeq names its product keratin associated protein 4-2 (gene KRTAP4-2). Gene Ontology annotation, cellular component: keratin filament. The record is from RefSeq and is a predicted model, not a curated record. NCBI's taxonomy places the organism in Eukaryota, Metazoa, Chordata, Mammalia, Primates, Hominidae. The transcript has a single exon. The coding region runs from base 1 to 486 and encodes 161 amino acids.